AUGAGGAAUGGUAAAAAUAUGGAGUUGAAUGAGGAUAAUCCUAAGGGAAACAGCGAGCCCACUUCAGUCCAAAGUAGUGUGGAAAAGGAAGAAAAAGUUCAGCAACAAGAUGGUCAAUUUCCUCAACGUUUUCAAAAGCAGCAACAAGAUGGUCAAUUUCGAAGAUUUUUGGAUGUUUUAAAGAAACUCCACAUCAACAUACCUCUGGUGGAAGCUUUGGAACAAAUGCCUAAUUAUGUGAAGUUCUUGAACGAUAUUUUGACAAAGAAGAGGAGGCUUGGUGAAUUUGAAAUGGUUGCUUUGACUGAAGGUUGUAGUGCUACAUUGAAGAAUAAAAUUCCUCCAAAGUUGAAGGAUUUGGGAAGUUUCACAAUUCCAAUUUCUUUUGGGGGACGAGAAAAGUUGGGAAUUGGAGAAGCAAGGCCAACUACACUCACCUUGCAAUUAGCUGACCGUUCUAUGGUGCAUCCGGAGGGAAAGAUUGAAGACGUCCUAAUACAAGUUGACAAGUUCAUUUUUCCAGCGGAUUUCAUUAUUCUUGACUAUGAGGAAGAUAGGGAUGUAUCGAUCAUUUUGGGGAGACCAUUUCUUGCCACUGAGAGGACGUUCAUAGAUGUUGAAAAAUGA
Messenger RNA from Humulus lupulus (European hop), 627 nucleotides. RefSeq lists its product as uncharacterized. NCBI's taxonomy places the organism in Eukaryota, Viridiplantae, Streptophyta, Magnoliopsida, Rosales, Cannabaceae. The record is from RefSeq and is a predicted model, not a curated record. The transcript is spliced from 3 exons. The coding region runs from base 1 to 627 and encodes 208 amino acids.